AUGGUACAAUGCCGUCUAACCACCUUCCAUGGAAAUGACCCGAAAAUACCAGUGAGUUCCUCUAGGUGCCGCGUUACACCUUGUGGAAAAGAGACACCAUCGUUUAAUAUCUCGCGCAUUUUGGUGGUGCCAAAGUUGAAAGUAGCUGACGUUUACGUGGAUUGGCCGAGACUGAAGAGGAGAUGGCCUCAUCUUCGCGAAUUAGACAUCCCUGCGAUUGAUACAAAUCAAGUAGGCUGCUUCAUCGGAAUCAACGUACCAAAGGCACUUCUGCAGCUGGAAAACGGAACGCUAAGCGAGGAGGAACCCAUCGGAAUAUUGACACAAUUCGGUUGGUCUGUGAUCAGCGAUAUACCAAUCACAUGUAUGGGCGAACGGCUAGAGAAUUGUCAAGCCUUAUCGCUUCGAGAGGACAAGGCCGACGAGGCUAUCCAAGAACUGUGGACGCCAGAAUUCUUCACGUCGAGAGCUGAGCGUCAAGCGUACUCAAACGAGCAAGAAAAACGCGCCUUGAAAAUACUGGAGACAACCGUUCGAUAUCUUGGCGAUCGAUACGAAAUUGGCCUACCAUGGAAGUCGGACGACGUCUACCUCCCAAAUAAUCUUGCCAGCGCCCUCAGGAGGUUGUAUGCAACAGAGAGCCGAUUUCAACUAUAUGCCGAGCACGGUCGUCGCUACACGAAAGCCAUCGAGGCCAAUAUGAAGAAUGGAUUUGCCAGACGUUUGACGAAAACUGAACUCGAAGGUCCCAUUGGUAGGACGUGGUACGUGCCGCAUUUCCUGGUAACCCAUCAAAACAAGCAAGACAAGCCACGACUAGUGUUUGAUGCAGCCAGCCGACACAACGGCGUAAGCCUUAACGACGCCUUGAUAAAUGGACCGUCGUUGUUAACCGACCUUCAUGACCUACUAGUGAUCUUCCGCGUACGACCCUGUGCUGUCUCAAUGGAUAUAGAAAAAAUGUUCCUUCAGGUGCGUGUUAAGGAGGAGGAUCAAUCCGCAUUCCGCUUUCUGUGGAGCAGCCCAGGUAGUGGCGGCCCGCCAUUGGAGUUCCAGAUGAUGGUUGAGAUAUUUGGUGCUUCCUCGUCCCCUACGUCGUGUGCGUGUGUUUUACGACAAACAGGAAAAGACAAUCCCGCUUACGGCGACGUUUCAGAAAAGAUCAUUGCCAAUUUUACGUCGACAAUUAUCUUGACUCGUUUGACAACGUCGCAACCGCAGAAAGAAUUGUCAUCGCUUGACGGAGCUGCUAAAAAAAGGAGGCUUCAGACUGACACAUGUCAUGACCUCAUCGAUGGAGCUUUGGUCAUCUUUUCCCCCCGAAGAGCGAGCUGGCCCAGAGAUGAAUGCCGACCUGGACGGACUACCGAUGGAGAGGACGCUAGGGCUUUUGUGGCGAGGCGAAUCUGA
Daphnia magna is the source of this 1410-nucleotide messenger RNA. RefSeq lists its product as uncharacterized. NCBI's taxonomy places the organism in Eukaryota, Metazoa, Arthropoda, Branchiopoda, Diplostraca, Daphniidae. The transcript has a single exon. Bases 1 to 1410 code for a protein of 469 amino acids. The record is from RefSeq and is a predicted model, not a curated record.